ACUCACGAGUCAUUCUGCAAGCAAUCACGCAAUUCCACCACCUCCGCCGAAGAGUUGACUACACUUCGAACCGUCAAUCCCUCGACAGAGAUAAAAGAGAGGAGAGGCCUCUUGGACUUCGACUCAACACCGAAUCCACGAGCCUCGGCAUUUGCUGUCAUCGAAUACCGACUAACAUCCGUGUCCGUUGACUCACUUGUCCCCACCGCCUUGGUCACUCCACAAGGCCCCGUGUUCCUAAUCAACGACAACUCCCGCUCUCAUCCCAAUAAGAGCUACGUCUUUCUCCCUUGCCUCGACUUGAACAACGCUGGUCAACCAACUCGUUUUUGCACACGCCCGUCAACGCUCGAAUGCUGCUGUAGCCAUUACUUUUUGCCGAUCCCGGUAGUCAACUUGCUUGCAAGCCGUUGCAAUCACACUUGGACGACGACCACCUUCGGCCAUCAACCACCGCCUCAAUCCGGCCUUCGUGCCAUCCAGAGUUAG
This is a messenger RNA of Colletotrichum graminicola M1.001, 489 nucleotides long. RefSeq lists its product as uncharacterized. The annotation marks the transcript as partial. NCBI's taxonomy places the organism in Eukaryota, Fungi, Ascomycota, Sordariomycetes, Glomerellales, Glomerellaceae. The transcript has a single exon. The record is from RefSeq and is a predicted model, not a curated record.